AUGAACAGCAACAAUGUUGUUGAGGUUCACAACAAGAAGAGGGUUUCAACCCAGAACCCUUCAACAAGGAGGCAACCCUCUUGCAAAUACAGAGGUGUUCGACAGAGGAAGUGGGGGAAAUGGGCUGCAGAGAUUCGUGACCCGUUCAAAGGUGCCCGUCUCUGGUUAGGCACUUACAACACUGCUGAAGAGGCUUCUCAAGCCUAUGAGAACAAGAGGCUCGAAUUUGAAGCCAUGGCAAAGGCUCUUGUACCCAACAAUGGUCGGUCUUCUGUUAAGGGUUCUGCUUCAAACUCUUCCUCUUCUGCUGCUGUAGGUGCUGUCAGUGCUGCUGCUCCUGCUGCUGAAGGUUCUGCAUCAGAGAAAUCAUCUUCUGGUGCUGAUGUUUCUGAUAGCAUGUUCUCACACCCAUCACCUUCCUCUGUGCUUGAUGUGGAUGCCUCAGCUAACAAUUUGAUUGAGAAUGGUGAUAGUUCUAGUAAUGAAGCUUCUGAUGCUGAGGCCACUGAGGCCUAUGACAUGGUUGCUGAAUUGGCUGGUCUAGAAAUACCAGACUUGAGUCUUCUGACCUUGCCUCCUUCACAACCACCAACUGUUGCUGAUGCUGUUGUUCCAACUGGCUCUGAGCCAAACCCUGUGCUUGAUUUUGAUUUCAUAUUGAUUGUCUAG
Lotus japonicus is the source of this 669-nucleotide messenger RNA. RefSeq names its product ethylene-responsive transcription factor 11-like. The transcript has a single exon. The record is from RefSeq and is a predicted model, not a curated record. NCBI's taxonomy places the organism in Eukaryota, Viridiplantae, Streptophyta, Magnoliopsida, Fabales, Fabaceae. Gene Ontology annotation, molecular function: DNA binding; DNA-binding transcription factor activity. Gene Ontology annotation, biological process: ethylene-activated signaling pathway; regulation of DNA-templated transcription. The coding region runs from base 1 to 669 and encodes 222 amino acids.